CUGUUAUCGUUAUUAUUCUGCAUAUCUUUUCUAUUCUGCGUUUUUCGUCAGUGUAAAGUGCAUAAAGUUGUUUCAUUUGUGCUAUAACACAUAGUUUAAGUUUAAAUAGUUGCCUAACAAAAUGUCGUUUACGGGAAAAUUAGCAGAACUGCUUGCGCGGCCAAAUCAAGAUCCAGCUGGCGGUCCGGAAGCACCUUGGUAUCUCAAAUAUGGCUCACGAGUGCUGGGCAUUGUUGCUGCAUUCUUUGCCAUACUCUUUGGCCUGUGGAACGUUCUGUCAAUCAUUGGACUCAGCGUCUCAUGCCUCGUCGCGGGCAUCAUACAAAUGCUAGCGGGCUUUGUGGUGAUGGCGUUGGAAGCGCCGUUCUGCUUUGUCUGCAUCGAAAAGGUCAAUGAUGUAUCGAAAAUGGUGGAUGCGAAGCCCAUGUUCUUCCGGGCGGGCCUAUACUGCGCCAUGGCAGUGCCGCCCAUUUUCAUGUGCUUUGGACUGGCGAGUCUCUUUGGCAGCGGUCUGAUCUUUGCGACCGGCGCUGUUUACGGCAUGAUGGCGUUAGGCAAGAAAGCCUCCGCUGCCGAUAUGCGAGCCGCGGCAGCGCAGACAUCGUAUGGUGGCAAUGCAGCGUCGACGACCAGCGACCGAGCGGGCAUUGUGAGCAAUGCGCAGCCGUUCUCCUUCACCGGAGCCGUGGGCACCGACAGCAAUGUGUGAUGACGCCGCCGGCAGUCGGAACAGUUGGAUUGUGGCUGGGGUGUGCGGUGAGAAAACAAGACUCAAAACGCAACGCAACGCAACGCAUUAAGGCAAACUACAACUACAUCAAUGAGGAGUUAAAGUAAAUAGGCAGGAUAUAAUCUAAUUAACUUGUGCAAUUAAUUGUUGGCGAUUCAUUUCCAAACCGGAGCCAAUCACGAACGAUCUCUCUUGGUAUUGCGCUGAAUCAAAUGUUACGCGAGAAUCAGCCGAGUAAUGGAAACCUCAAGGAACCUCUUUAAAUAAACCGUCUAUUAAUUGAUACAAGAUAUAAAUAUAUAUAUAUAUAUAUAUCUAUUUUUGUUCAGCGUUUUCUGUUUUACAUUUCGAUUUGUUGCCUGUGUAUCAUUCCAAUUCCAAUUUUGGUUAAAA
This is a messenger RNA of Drosophila navojoa, 1123 nucleotides long. RefSeq names its product calcium channel flower (gene fwe). Lineage: Eukaryota; Metazoa; Arthropoda; Insecta; Diptera; Drosophilidae. Gene Ontology annotation, cellular component: membrane. The record is from RefSeq and is a predicted model, not a curated record. Gene Ontology annotation, biological process: vesicle-mediated transport.